CGGGGAGGCGAGCCGGAUUAGCGCAGCGUCAGUGUCCUCUUUAGACGACAACAAACGGCGGGGGUGAUUGACAGAGCAGCGCGCAGGGCACAAACCGUUUGCACCUUGCUCGUCCUCUCCACUCAGCGUCAGCAUCAGCAUCUCGUCGCCUGAAUAUGUCUCUGUCCGGCUCGCAGACGCCAGAGGACGGACUCUAUGGCUCCUGGGUGGAGCUGGAGGAGCUGAUCGCAGCCGUGAGCCGCCGGGAGAGUCUGACGGCGCCGCAGGACACCCUCUCCUCCGCCCUGCAGGGGGAGCUGGAGAGGAUCCUCCUGGAGGCGCAGCUGGAGUGUGAGCGGAGCAGAGACAGUCCUCCACAGGCGGUGACCCCACAGUCCACUGGAUCCCCGAGACCCACUAGUGAGCAGGACAGUGACUGUAUCACCAUACAGGAGGAAGCCGAGCGGCGGCCGGACACCGACUGGGUGUGGGACUGGUCCAGCAGACCUGAAAACAUGCCCCCAAAAGAGUUCGUGUUCCAGCACCCGAAGCAGCCGAGCUCCCUCAGCGUUCGCAAGACGGAGGUGAUGAAGAGAGGCCUCUUCUCCUCCGACGUCCUCCUCAUCCUCGUGCCCUCGCUGCUGGCUUCGCACCUGCUCACGCUGGGAGUGGGGAUCUACAUAGGGAAGCGGCUGGCUGCUUCCACUACCAGCACGCUGUGACCUGCUGCGGGCCGGCGCCCCCGUUCGGCCAUUAAGGUCACCUCCGCCCUCUGUCGUUCCUGCUUCGUCGCGGGGCAACCGUAGGACCCUGCCCGUCUGUACUUCUGUCUGUAUGUCUGUCCACCCAGCCGGUCUCUCUCUCUCCCCCUCUGUCGGUGGGCGCGCGUCCCAGGGAUGGAUGGAUGCCAACCAGCGAGUCAAGCCGAGGCCGCUUUGACUCAUCUCAGUAGGGAGUAGCAGCGAUGUGACCCGGCGAAAGCGCUGCCGGAGAGGAGAGAUUGCUCAGAUUAGGCCUAAGGAGACAAAGAGAGUUUUGCCUGGCUAGAACCAUAAAUCCCUUUGAUAGGAGGAGAUGAAAACGCUUAGAUGGGAACAGUGUGUUGAGACAAAAUGAGAAAGAUAGCAUGUGAUAGCGUGUGAUAGCCUUUCCCCCGUCUACCGAAAGAGCAAAAUGUCUGUCAUUUGUCAAAAGUAAUAACUUUCUGUAAGACUGGGCUGCUGAACGGCUCCGCCCCGAUGCUGUAUCUAAUACAGAGCUGUAGCUGGUGGAGUGAAUGUAUGGGUCGGCUCUGGUUGUGCUGCUUGUCCCAAAAAAGAAAAAGAACAACAACAACUCAGCAUUUUUACGACAAAGACAAUCAUGACCCCAUUAAAAUUCACUCCUCAAAUUUGUAA
This is a messenger RNA of Betta splendens (Siamese fighting fish), 1376 nucleotides long. RefSeq lists its product as uncharacterized. Gene Ontology annotation, biological process: positive regulation of apoptotic process; mitochondrial outer membrane permeabilization. Gene Ontology annotation, cellular component: mitochondrial outer membrane; mitochondrial envelope; nucleus. The transcript is spliced from 6 exons. Bases 156 to 701 code for a protein of 181 amino acids. The record is from RefSeq and is a predicted model, not a curated record. Lineage: Eukaryota; Metazoa; Chordata; Actinopteri; Anabantiformes; Osphronemidae.